Molecule: messenger RNA, 1161 nt
Organism: Erigeron canadensis
Lineage: Eukaryota; Viridiplantae; Streptophyta; Magnoliopsida; Asterales; Asteraceae
Exons: 2
Coding region: 1-1161 (386 amino acids)
Source: RefSeq, a predicted model, not a curated record
AUGGAAUCCAUAAUGAAGUUGUUGGUAGAUGAAAUGAAAAAACAAAAGCAAGUCGAGCCUGCUCCUGAACCGGUCAACCCAGCAAAAGAGUUGUUAAAAAUGCUAAAGAUUGUUGUAGGAGAGGAGGCGGAUGAGAAGGCAAGGGUGGCCACAGUGCCAAAGUCUGCAACGAAGUCUAGGUUUUGUGAUUGGGUGGCAAAUUAUGCUUUCCCGGAUGGUCAGAAGGUCGCUACCAUUGUUGGUACUUAUGAUGGUACUAGGGAUCCGGAAGAUCAUCUGGCAAUCUAUGAUCAGGCUGUGCUAACAGAAAAGUGGUUGGAACCCGUUGCUUGCCAUUUGUUCCCGGGCACCUUACAAGGUUAUGCCUUAGAAUGGUUCAAUAAGCUUCCUGAGAAAAGCAUAAAAGACUACCAAGACUUGAAGGAAAAGUUCAUAGCUCAGUUUGCUCAGCAAAAGAAGCGUCAAAGAAGUCACUUGGAAGCUCUCCUAAUCAAACAAAGAGAAAGCGAGCCACUAAGAGAUUUCAUCACAAGUCAACAAAUCUCAGGCUUCACCUUGGCACUGCUCCCUGGCCAACUCCAGGAUGAUCUAAGCAAGAGAAUCCCAUUGACAUUUAAAGAAGCUACUGAUACGGCGUUCGACUUCAUUCGCUCUAAAGAGACUGCCUCGCUAGUAAGAGGUAUCACAAAGAAAGAUAAGUCCAGAGGAGGAUUGGCUAAUGAGGAGUGGAGUCGACACGGACGGGAAGAGCAUCGGGAGGAACGUCUGGAUGAACGUCAGGAUAAAAGGUUUGGACCAUACAUCCAAGAUACACAAAUUGUUAACUUGAUCAAAUGCCCUAGAGAAAUUUUAAACACUGAGAUAGUGUGCGCUACUUUCAAGCCUCUAACCCCAAUGGCCUUCAAGUCUGGGAAAAAGAACAUGAAAAAAUAUUGUGAAUUCCAUGAAGACCAUGGACAUGACACUAAUGCAUGUAGACAACUAAAGUGGGAAAUCAAGAGGGCAUUGGAUGAGGGGAAGCUCGAGCACCUAGUCGCAGGAGCUAAGCAAGCAAAGAAGAACUUUGCUUGGCAAAGGAAAGUGGUGGAGGAGGAGGAUGAUCUAGGAGAGCCUGAAGGCCAUGUAUACAUGGUCCAUGAAUCUUUAACCUCCCUCCUUUGA